CUUUUAGAGCCUUAAACAAGCCUGCACGCAGUUUCAGUUCGCUGCCUGGAUUUUUCAAACUCUACGUGAACGUUAUGAACAGUUCGAAGACGCCAACGACAUGCAUGGUGACUUGUGUCGUUUUUAUCACUCACUGAUGCUGAGCCAGGCCCAGGAGUGUGUAACUGAAAAAUCCAUGCUGGACAGUCGGCCACCAGCCUUGACUGCUAAGUUGACUAAAUUUCUGGCGGAAUCAUACGAAUACUGUUGCAAUCAACUUAAUUCACAGACUCUGGCUUCAAUUCUUCCUGAAAAGUUCCUGCGGCUGCUUCUGCGCAAGGCUUCGGUAUCGGAUAAGUUGGUUGACAACGACGCCAUCUAUCACGAGCGCGCUCCCCCUCUGGCCGAAUUGGAGGCCGUUAAAGGGGCCAACGUAGUCAAACCCACCCCAUUCAACCACACGGACCCCGAGGUCAUCGGUCAGGACAUCUUCAAGGACCUCCUGCCGCUUGAAACACUUCAGGCGAGCUCCAUGUAUAGUGAGGUGAAGGCCGAAUUUUUGCGCAAAAUUCUCGCUGAAGUCGAAGAAAAGGACGUAGCUUUGGGUAAAGGCGUGGUGUACAAUCCAAGGAUGGCCAAGGUUGACGCCUCACGCUGUUUGUGUGUAUGUGUUACCAAGGUUGUGCGGGGGGAGGGGCAGGGCGGAGAAGUUAGCCGUGGUUAUUUCCAAUAA
Dibothriocephalus latus is the source of this 712-nucleotide messenger RNA. NCBI's taxonomy places the organism in Eukaryota, Metazoa, Platyhelminthes, Cestoda, Diphyllobothriidea, Diphyllobothriidae. The record is from the annotation of a GenBank genome assembly.